This is a messenger RNA of Penicillium cataractarum, 2895 nucleotides long. RefSeq names its product putative C6 transcription factor. NCBI's taxonomy places the organism in Eukaryota, Fungi, Ascomycota, Eurotiomycetes, Eurotiales, Aspergillaceae. Gene Ontology annotation, cellular component: nucleus. The record is from RefSeq and is a predicted model, not a curated record. The coding region runs from base 1 to 2895 and encodes 964 amino acids. Gene Ontology annotation, molecular function: DNA binding; zinc ion binding; DNA-binding transcription factor activity, RNA polymerase II-specific. The transcript has a single exon. Gene Ontology annotation, biological process: regulation of DNA-templated transcription; DNA-templated transcription.
AUGCGAUCAAGCAUCGCCUGCGCCCGGUGCCGGCGCAGUAAGAUCAAGUGCGUCAAUGCCGGCAUCGACACUACCUGCCGUGCCUGCGAGUCCUCCGGCCGCGAAUGCGUCUAUCCUACCCCGGCGAUUGGCGUAACCGGGAAACGGGAUCUAGCAACUUUAGCAGAAGGAGAGGAUCGGAAUGGUGAUUGGGAUGGUCCGAAACGCUCGCGCCCGCGCAAGUCUAUCGGCAUGUCUGGCGCAUCCCCCGGCUCCAAGGCCGGUCUGGAUGCCUUGGAUUCGUCCAUUCUUACCACCAAGGUCUGGGAGGCCGUCUUUGACCUCUUCCAGUCACAUUUCGCUACCCUUCUACCUUUCCUACACCCUGCGACUUUCCUCGGCCAGAUCCGACUCCUCUCUACACCUCCCGUCCCCCCAUCAGUGGCCCCGUUAGAUGGCCAAGAUGCAGCACAUAACCCGUCCCUCAAGACCGACCCGUCAUCUUCGUUGAUUCCUCUCGGAGUCCUCGCGCUAACGGCUCGUUUCCACCCUCCCCUUGUGGCCUUCCACUCGCCGGCUUCACCCGGCCACGCUUCCAACCCUCUCGCCGCAUCCGAAUUCUAUGCGACAGCUUUGCGCAGCCGGCUGGCCGGCCUGGAUGGCGCAAGCCUCGCAGUGCCCGAUUUGGCUCGGGUACAAGCUUUGUUGAUGCUGGCACUGCACGAGUGGGGGAUGUGCCGGGGAAAGAGCGCCUGGGUAUACGUGGGCAUGGCCAUUCGACUUGCACAAGCUAUGGGGUUGCCGUUCGAAUUGGAGAAUGAAUUCCCCGCGCGCGACGUUUCCCGCUCAUCGCCAGGUUUCAAGACCGAGGCGGAUCAUUUCGGCCUCACCCGCCGUGUGGAGCCCAAGGAACUUACCUCCGACGAUAUCAUUGCACAGGAGACGAAGCGUAGGACAUUCUGGGCUUGCUUCCUACUGGACCGGUGCCUGAGCAGCGGAAAGUAUCGGCCUCGGAUGAUCCGGGUCAAGGAGCUCGGAAUUCAGCUUCCGAGUGACAAUGCUUUUGCUUUCGGCGAGCGUGUAAGAACGGCCCGUUUGAAUGAGCCGACGACACGCCGUCCCCAGAGUUUCGGUGCACAGGGUGUGCAAAUCCCCAGCAUUCGACAGAGCAUUGGCGGGUUUGGUGAUGAGAAGCACCAGAGUGGUAAUGGUACUCCAGACGGCAAGGCCUGGUCACCAAUCUCACGGCGCAAGGAUUCAAGCGAGGACGAUGUGGAUCGCUGGGAGGUCGGUGCUGAAGAGUCAGUGCUCAGCCGAGUGAUUCGCAUCAUCCGAAUCUGGGGAAGCAUUGCCAAGUGGUCCUGUGCUGGCGGUCGACGAACCGAGCAGUACCCGCCCUGGCACCCUGAAUCCCGCUUUGCAUCGCUGCGUAUGCAACUGAACGAGUUCCAGGACAGCCUCUCCCGCAACUUGCAAUAUUCUCUCCGGAAUACGGACACCCACAUCAUGUAUAAGACCACCCUGGCUUCUUAUACUGUGAUGCACGUCGUCUACUUCCUGUCCGUCAUCGUCUUGCAUCGGGCUUAUAUCCCGUUCCUGCCACUCCGUUGCAAUGAGCCUGUCGGCCCACUGGAUGAGCCACUGUUCCCCUCUGAUAAAGUCAGCGGUCCCCCCGAGGCGUUCUGGCGUGAUAGUGCUCGCGAGCUGUUCAAGGCUGCCCGCCAGAUGAUUGACCUCGUGGUUACCUGCCAAGCCCGGGGUGCCCUCGUGGAGAGCCCGCUGGUCGGCUUCGCGAUUUAUAAUGCCGCGUUCAUCGGUGUAUAUGGCACUCACUUCCCUCACAUGGAUCCCGAGGGUCUGCUGGGUGUGCGGUCCCCUCCCCCGAGCCACGACAGCCACCAGCCCGGCGCUGCCCAAGCUCGCAAGGCACUUGAUAUCUUGCGUGAAAUGCGGCCUCGUCUGAAGAUGGCCACCGGCUGGUUCCGCACCCUGAACCGUCUGCACAGCUACUUUUCCAAGGUCAAGCGUGACUUCCGCCGGUACUCGCGCAAUCGUCUGGAUAGCAUGUCUGACGCAUCAGAUCACGGUGCCGCCAAUGGCAUCCGACCUCUGCGUGAGGGUGGAUCCGGUGGCGGUCUUGAAGAGUUCAAACUCCUUGAGAAGCUAUUCCUGGAUUUUGGUACCAUCGAGGACCAGCUGCCAGAGUCGCUCGAUGACGAUGGUACCGCGAUUGCCAUGACUGGCGAGCCUAUGCAUGAGCGCACAAUGAACCUCAGCGACGCCGGUAGCAAUGCUGUCAAGAGCGACGUCGACGGCAGCGAGAUCUUCGACGGUGCUGGUGGCCGUCGUGAGUCGUGGGUCCCCAUCAACAGCCCCGGUCUGCCUCUUCCCGGCCACGAGGGUGACCGUCGUCCCAGCCUGCCACUCCCCAACAGCAGGCCCAUGCCUUCGCAGUCCCCCUAUUCCCUGCCCUCACUGCAGCAACACCACCCAGAUGGACCCAUGUAUACCUCCUCGCCACCCAGCCUGCCCAGCAUCGCGGCAACCACCCAGUCACCCUCGCAAUAUCUCACCGCAACGACCAACCGUCUGCAGCCUAUCAACUCAUGGCUCCCAUCUCGUCCAUCCGUACCUCCUCCUCCAUACUCGCAGUCGUUGCCUCCCAUCAAUGCCUCCGCCCAGAACGGCAUGCCAGUUCUCCCACCCCCGGGCUCUGUCACACAGCUCGCUCCCUCGCCCCCAUUGACUUCCACCGAGGGUCCUGACACUAGUCUGCUUUCCACAAGCCUGGGUGGCGACGAUGUGCUCGCCUUCUUGGAUGGCUGUGAAUGGGCACAAUUGUCGCAGACUGCUCCCUCCGAGGUGGGCAUUCCUGCUGGCUGGUUGAGCACCGUCUGGGCACAGUUCGCUCGGUAG